This is a messenger RNA of Thelazia callipaeda (thelaziosis nematode), 135 nucleotides long. The record is from the annotation of a GenBank genome assembly. NCBI's taxonomy places the organism in Eukaryota, Metazoa, Nematoda, Chromadorea, Rhabditida, Thelaziidae.
AUGUCAAGAGUAAUAUGCAACCAAACAGUAUUAUGCUUGUUUUUUCCCAUUUGCCAUAAUGGCACAUGCAAAUGUCCACUUAACAACCGUACCUCUGGCCCAGAUUGCAAAUUUUCACUUGAUGGUAUGUUUUAA